AUGAGCUAUGAUAAACCAUUGAAAUAUGCUACCAAUGAGCCUUUGAAUAGACUAAGAAAAAAUAAAUCAAAAUGUUAUUUGAGUUUUGGAGUGUCUGCGCUUUCCGACCCCUCCAAUGACGGUGAGUACGUGUUCGUUUACGCCGCCGCGGAUCCGGAAAUAAAGGAGAAGAAGAAUGUGCUCGUCAAGUGUCUCGCAAUGAAUGACAAAUUGGUGGUUCAUGCUCUGCGUUUAGGGGAUUCAGAGCCUCUGUAUCUCCAGAUCAAUGCCGGAGAAGAUGGCGGAAGCAAUUACGCUGAGCAGCAUUUCAAGGAUUUGGAGAAGCUUCUGAAGAGAAUUGAUUCUGAGAUCUUGUCAAAAUUACUUGGCUGGCCUCCUCCUCCUUGUUGUCCGAUUCCCCAUUCUCCUCCUCCUCUGUAUCCCCGUUGGUUUAGUGGCGGUGGUGGUUUUCGUGGAGGGUUGCCGGUUGUUCCUCCUCCCCUUGCUCCUAGCGUGCCUGGUUUUGAGCCCAACAGAUUUGCAAGGAAUCCUCCUCGAUGCUGA
Messenger RNA from Lotus japonicus, 543 nucleotides. Its product is annotated as probable proteasome inhibitor. The transcript has a single exon. Gene Ontology annotation, molecular function: proteasome binding; endopeptidase inhibitor activity. Bases 1 to 543 code for a protein of 180 amino acids. Gene Ontology annotation, biological process: proteasome-mediated ubiquitin-dependent protein catabolic process. NCBI's taxonomy places the organism in Eukaryota, Viridiplantae, Streptophyta, Magnoliopsida, Fabales, Fabaceae. The record is from RefSeq and is a predicted model, not a curated record.